AUGCUUUCAAUAAGGUCUCAUAUACUCAAAACUUCCAAACGUCACAUUUCUGCUUCAGCAAAAAGACUAGCAGAUGUUGAAGUCACAGUUGAUGGUAGAAAAGUUUCAGUAGAAGCCGGAUCAUCCAUCAUUCAAGCAGCACAAUUGGCUGGUGUUCAAAUCCCUCGUUAUUGUUACCAUGACAAAUUAGCCAUUGCUGGUAAUUGCCGUAUGUGUUUGGUUGAUGUCGAAAGAAUGCCAAAGUUGAUUGCAUCUUGUGCUAUGCCCGUCCAAAAUGGUAUGGUUGUUCACACUGACUCCGAAAGAAUUAAAAAGGCAAGAGAAGGAGUCACGGAAAUGUUGUUGGAGAACCAUCCUUUGGAUUGUCCUAUUUGUGACCAAGGUGGUGAAUGUGAUUUACAAGAACAAUCACAAAGAUAUGGAUCUGAUCGUGGUAGAUUUAAAGAAUUGGUUGGUAAAAGAGCCGUUGAAAAUAAAGCCAUUGGACCAUUGGUCAAGACUUCGAUGAACAGAUGUAUCCAUUGUACUAGAUGUGUUCGUUUUAUGAAUGAUGUUGCUGGUGCACCUGAAUUUGGUACUGCUGGUAGAGGUAACGAUAUGCAAAUUGGUACUUAUAUCGAAAGAAAUAUCAACUCAGAAAUGUCGGGUAAUAUCAUUGAUUUAUGUCCUGUUGGUGCAUUAACUUCCAAGCCAUAUGCAUUCAGAGCUAGACCAUGGGAAUUGAAGAGAACUGAAACGAUUGAUGUCUUGGAUGCCGUUGGAUCCAAUGUUAGAGUUGAUUGUAGAGGAAUUGAAGUUAUGAGAGUUUUGCCAAGAUUGAAUGAUGAUGUUAAUGAAGAAUGGAUUUCCGACAAGACAAGGUUUGCUUGUGAUGGUUUAAAAACUCAACGUUUGACUACUCCAUUGAUUAGAAAUGGCGAUAAAUUUGAGACCGCCACUUGGGAUGAAGCCUUGUCAACAAUUGCUGCUGCAUACACCAAAAUUAAACCACAAAAUGGUGAAUUGAAAGCAGUUGCCGGUGCUUUGGUUGAUGCUGAAUCAUUGGUUGCUUUGAAAGAUUUGGCAAACAAGUUGGGUUCCGAAAAUGUCACCACUGAUGUACCACAAGCUGUUGAUGCCCAUGGUUUGGACAUUAGAUCAAACUACAUUUUCAACUCCACCAUUGAUGGAAUAGAAGAUGCUGAUCAAAUUCUCCUUGUGGGAACAAACCCAAGGUUUGAAGCUGCUACAUUAAACACGAGGAUAAGAAAAGUAUGGUUAAGAUCAGGUUUGGAGAUUGCUUCAGUGGGUCAGGAAUUUGAUUCUACUUUUGAUGUCACCAAAUUAGGUGACAAUGCCAAUGAUCUUAAAAAGGCACUCGAUGGUGAGUUUGGUGAAAAGUUAGCUAAAGCUUCAAGACCAUUAAUAAUUGUUGGAUCAGGUGUUGCUGACUCCAAGGAUGCCCAAGCCAUCUACAAAACCGUUGGUGAAUUUGCCUCUAAACACAAAAAUUUCAAUACCGAAGAAUGGAAUGGUGUCAAUUUAUUACAUCGUGAAGCUUCAAGAGCAGCUGCAUUGGAUCUUGGAUUCAAUACCUUGUCAGAACAAACUGCCACCCCCAAAUUUAUUUAUUUAUUAGGCGCUGAUGAAAUCUCCAACAACGAGAUCCCCAAGGAUGCAUUUGUUGUAUAUCAAGGUCAUCAUGGUGACGUUGGUGCUUCAUUUGCCGAUGUUAUUUUACCAGGUUCGGCAUACACUGAGAAAUCAGCCACAUAUGUCAAUACUGAAGGAAGAACCCAAAUCACUAGAGCAGCUACCAACCCACCGGGGGUUGCUCGUGAAGACUGGAAGAUUUUAAGAGCAUUGUCAGAAUACCUUGGUGCUAAAUUACCCUAUGAUGACAUUGUUUCUGUUAGGAUGAGAUUGGGCGAAAUUGCCCCACAUUUGGUGAGACAUGAUGUUAUUGAACCUGUAUCUUCAGAAAUUGCUCAAAUUGGAUUCCUUGAUUUGGUAAAUAAGAAUAAAUCAGCCAAGAUUGCUGGUGAACCUUUGAGGAAUCCAAUCACCAACUUUUAUUUCACUGAUGUGAUAUCGAGAUCUUCGCCAACAAUGGCUAAAUGUGUUGCUGCAUUUGGUGCUAAAAUAGACAAAAUAAAAGAUGAAAAACCAGCCAUCAACUUUUAA
Lodderomyces parapsilosis is the source of this 2163-nucleotide messenger RNA. RefSeq lists its product as uncharacterized. Gene Ontology annotation, molecular function: NADH dehydrogenase (ubiquinone) activity; iron-sulfur cluster binding. The record is from RefSeq and is a predicted model, not a curated record. Lineage: Eukaryota; Fungi; Ascomycota; Pichiomycetes; Serinales; Debaryomycetaceae. Gene Ontology annotation, cellular component: membrane. The coding region runs from base 1 to 2163 and encodes 720 amino acids. The transcript has a single exon. Gene Ontology annotation, biological process: ATP synthesis coupled electron transport.